Messenger RNA from Tuber aestivum (summer truffle), 2062 nucleotides. The record is from the annotation of a GenBank genome assembly. Lineage: Eukaryota; Fungi; Ascomycota; Pezizomycetes; Pezizales; Tuberaceae.
AUGCAAGGCAUGCAGGGCCGUCGUCCGGCAAUCCGGUCUCCUCACCGUGCUCCCCACCAUGGACGAUCCCCCUCAUCCUCAUCGACUUCCUCGACAUCUUCUCAGUUGACAGCGACGAAUCCGAACGCUUCGACCUCAACAAUUAAAUUGAUCCCCCCGAGUACUCCCCCUGUAACGCAAACCUCACCUGUAGCAGCGGGAGUUCAAGGGUUUUUCGACCCGACCCUGAUUCGCUCACAGUCUACACAACCGCAAUUGCAAACACAACCCCCGUCACAGGUACCAGCAGCAUACGCGAUGCAGGCAUCGCAGCGCAAGCGUUCUGCAACUGCCCCAUCGCCGACAUCACCACCACUCACUUCCUCCGCUAUCUCCUCCGCAGCAGCAAGUGCCCCUUUCACCCGCGAAUCUCCGCCCACCCCCCCGCCACACUCAAUCCCGCACCCACCACCACCCGCACCCCAGCUGUCAAACUACACUCCUCCCCCCGCUAAGAAAGACUCUAAAAUGAAGAUCUUCUCGAAGCCAGCCCGAAUAGGUACACCAACGCUGGAUAAAGCGCUACGCCCACCUCCCAGUCCUAAUAAAUUGCCCGCAAUCUCGUCACCAAUGCCGCGGUUGACUCCUUCAGCUGCUGCAAUCGCCGCAGCUCUGGGCGCUGGCGGGGAGCGGAAGGCGUCGUUUAGCUCUGUGUAUAGUUCCUCCACUAGCACACUGAUAUCAGCGUCUACCCAGGACCUGCACUCUCAGUACGCGUCGUUCCAGGGGUAUUCUUCUAGUCCUCCGGCGCAGCAGAAGGACCACUCGCAUUCCCAUAAGCCGCAUUUCUUACGGCCAAGAAGGGAUAAGGACCAUACGUUCUCGUCCUCCGCGUCGAACAGCAAAGCCAUUUCGGCGGACGGGUCAUCGCUAUACAGCUUUGGCCCAUCCUCACCCAGCUCGGCGGUGUUUGGGAGCAGCUCGAAGGCGGAUUUACAAAAGACUAUUACUGGCAUAGAUAUCGGGCCGAGGGGAAAGGGCGGGAAGGGGUUUACGGGUGGGGGCAGUUGGGAUGAUGCAUUCCUAGAAGGAUUCGGAGCCAGCGGGUCAGUCAUUGGCCAGGACAAUGCUUGGACGGUACUAUGCAGCCGAGUGCUUGGUUUGUUCGACGGGGAGCCAUUACGAAAUACAGUUGAAGAUUUGAACAAAUUAGUAGUGUACGUCUCCCCCAUUUCCCUCUCUCCCCAGCUAGCUAACCAAUCUCCAGCCUCCACAUAAAACGCUGCUACGACCGCUGCUCCUCGGUGCAACUAUUAGACGAUGUCCGCGACCUCCUAGACACCGGCAUGCUGACACUAGACUCCACCCUACUCACCCUUCCAGACGAAAAACUCAUUCCAAAACUGGUCGAUAUUUGGGGCUUCCUGUUUGGGAACAUCCUCCCAUACUUCGAAGCUGUCUUCCUCCCCCUCCAGCAGGAGUUCAAAGGCACCGGCACACUCUCCGCCAAAGAAUCCAGUGAGUUCUUUGGCCUCAUGCCGCGCUUUGACGUGAGGAGGCUGGUGUUGAUCAGUUUUCGGGAUAACGUUAUAUUACCGCUGCAUGCCAGAUUACGCAGUACGUCCCCGAGCGAGCUGGAGGGGCAGAGAGGAAGAAUGAGGCAAAUGGUCUCUAGCUAAUUGGCGAUAUACUGUAUAGUUCUAUUCUCGAAACUCCAACUAGAUUUUUCCGUCUCCCAGAGCGACAUCACGCACAACGCCAGCCGGAUGCUGCAGUGCAUCAGCGUGCUUAGUAGCGUGUUAACGGAGAACGAGGCACAAAAGGCUAUGGACGAGCUGGCCAAGACGCUCAAGCAUAAUUGGCUUACGAGGGGACGGACGGGAAGGAAUAGGAGGGGAUUUGUGGGGACCAAGACUAUGAGGGUCGUUGUCUAGCUUUUACCUUUUUAUUUUACGGGUUUGGGGGUUCUUUACAGUGGGGUUCGGGAGGGGCGGGACUAGGAACGGAGUGGGAUUAUGGUGGCGCUAGGUGUAGAAUAUCGUACUAGCGCUUUUUUUGCAAUAUACCCAAUUAUUCAUUUGUC